This is a messenger RNA of Caenorhabditis remanei, 456 nucleotides long. RefSeq lists its product as uncharacterized. Lineage: Eukaryota; Metazoa; Nematoda; Chromadorea; Rhabditida; Rhabditidae. The record is from RefSeq and is a predicted model, not a curated record. The transcript has 2 exons. Bases 1 to 456 code for a protein of 151 amino acids.
AUGUCUUUUACUCAUGACCAGGAAAAUGAAUUGAUUGCUGAAAAUGAGCAAGUCAUUUCUUUGAACCAAGACACCGAAAAAGCACCUAAACCAAAGAUGAGCCCGGAGCUUCAAAAAAUGGUUGAUGCGAUGUACGCCUCCCUCCAGCCCCACAAAAACGUCUUCCCAUCAGCACCCUUAGCAGGACAACCCGUUAUCCCAACCGGUAGACUUGCCAGAUGCAUCUGCUCCCCAGAUUGUACUAAAGAGCUUCCACAACCAGAAUACCAAGUCAUCAGGGAUUCAGAAGAAGACAAGAGAUGGAUGGUGGAACCCACCCCGACAGACUUCUAUCUGCCAAUGAUUGGUAAGACAAAGGACGGUGAGCUAGUUGGUGUCAACAUUCAGAUGCAUGUCAAUGAGAAUGGCACUAAAGCCUUUGGAACUAUUCAUUCGUUUUGUGCUCUUCGGAAGUAA